AUGUUCCACGUAUUCGAUUUAGCAUCAAAUGAAACUAUAGCAACAGACGACCUGCAAGUUCAUGAAUUACAACCCACUCCAUCUUCAGACCAACAACAGAUUAAACUAAGAACAAUUUUGAAAACACUGAAAAGAAGUAGGACAGGAUGCCUUCAAUGUCGAGCGCGAAAGAAAAAAUGCAAUGAAGAACACCCAGUUUGUGGUUCAUGCAAACGUCGAAAAGUUAAUUGUAGUUGGAGAGUUACAUCUAGGUUCAAAAUUCUUGAAAACGGAACCAAGGUGAAUACCAAUUCUACUACACCAGAAAGAGUACGAGAGUCAGAUUGUACAGCAAUUAAUCAUCAAUCGAUAGACACUAACCUACUGGAUCAAACUAGUCUAGGAGAAUGUGACCCGGAAUCAGAUAAUACUGAUAUCACCAACUUGAAUAGGAACCUGUCCAGUAUUUCCCCCAAAUACUUGUUUGAACCUGGAUAUGAUUUUCUGGAUUUGAGUUUCUUAGAAUAUUGCACCCCUUCACCAAUUAAUUCACAUAUUUUCCAGCCUUUUAAAUAUUUGAACAUACAAGGAUUAUACUUUCUUGAUGGGUUUAUUGCCAAUGUCGCAAAAAAGUUUUCCAUUGGACACGAGUCAUCGAACUAUAUAUUGAAAACAUUUUAUCAAUUAAGUGAGGAACACGAAGCAGUCUCGUAUGCGUUGGCAGCUUGGGGUGGUGUAUUUAUUGAAGGAGGGUUUACGGAAAAUGUAAAUCAUUUUCUUGGAGAAGCCAUUCUUAAGAUGUCUCAGGAAUAUCCCAAUUUGAACAAUAUAGCAAAAAAAGACGUUUAUAUUUUACUCAACUAUUAUUUGGUUUAUGUUGGAUUGCAAGUUUGUGCUGGUGAUGUUUCCCAAUGGCAUCAAAUAUUCCAUAGAACAAUUGACUUGGUAAAAAAGCAAGGAGGUUUAAGCAGUAUUAUCGAAAUGUUUGAUUGUUCAAAUGAGAUCAAAUGGCUUCUUUCUGAUAUUCAAUACCAUGACAUAUUGUCCCUGAAUACUUUUCAUAAAGGUACUUUGUUGCCCAUGGAAGAGUAUAAUUCAGUUUUCAAAGAAGCAAAAAUCUUGGAGUUGGGAAAUUAUGGACUAGAUCCGUUUCAAGGAUGUAUACAGCCAAUCUAUUUAGUGCUAGGUGAAAUUACUUCACAGGCAGUAGAAUUGAGACAUUGGCAAACUCAAAUUGAAUACAAAGGUGAUAUGACACUGCGGUUGGAGUUUUAUCACAAAGCCGACAAAUGUUAUAGAGAUAUGAGUUGCAAAAUUAGCGACUGCAUACCCAAUAUGGAACAAAUGAAGUUAAUCAAGGACGAUAGAUACGAACUAGAAUUGCAUUUAACGUUAUUUGAAAUUUAUCUGCUUACAUGUCAAUUAUGCCUAAACUAUCUUAUUAAGAAAUUACCUGCCAAUACAUUAGAUAUGCAGUUGUUGCUAUUGAACUGUUUAGCUCUGAUUGAUAUUUUGAUUGGUACAAAAAUGAAAAGUGCUUUAUCGUUUCUGUUAUUGGUGUGUGGAAUUACCUGUUGUUCAAAAAGUGACAGAUCUAACAUGUUGCAAAGAUUUGAAACUGUCAGUAAUGACUACAAGGCAGGUAAUGUAAAACUAAUAAAAAAUAUUGUUGAAAAAGUUUGGGAAAGAAAUCAAGAAGGUCAAUUUUGUAUCGAUUGGUUGACUAUUUGUCAAGAAAACAAUUGGAACAUCUCCUUUUGUUAA
Molecule: messenger RNA, 1743 nt
Organism: Candida dubliniensis CD36
Lineage: Eukaryota; Fungi; Ascomycota; Pichiomycetes; Serinales; Debaryomycetaceae
Gene: UGA32
Product: Uga32p
Exons: 1
Coding region: 1-1743 (580 amino acids)
Biological process (GO): positive regulation of transcription by RNA polymerase II
Cellular component (GO): nucleus
Molecular function (GO): DNA-binding transcription factor activity, RNA polymerase II-specific; zinc ion binding; transcription cis-regulatory region binding
Source: RefSeq, a predicted model, not a curated record